Penaeus chinensis is the source of this 545-nucleotide messenger RNA. RefSeq names its product abscisic acid and environmental stress-inducible protein-like. Bases 6 to 545 code for a protein of 179 amino acids. The record is from RefSeq and is a predicted model, not a curated record. The transcript is spliced from 3 exons. Lineage: Eukaryota; Metazoa; Arthropoda; Malacostraca; Decapoda; Penaeidae.
AGGCCAUGAAGCUCCUCCUCCCUCCAUUCACCUCUCAACUUCACCCCCUUCCUCUUCGGGAAUUGCAACACGGGACCGAAGGCGAGGCCGGGUUGGUAUAUAACGGGCUAACGGGGAGACCUCCUUCAGUCUCGACGCUGGGGAGUGAUUUCAUGAUGAUAUUCAAGGCGCUGUUUGCACUUCUUGUCCUUGUGGCUCUAGUCGGAGCCAAUCCACUGCCCGGUAAAUUCCUGUUCCGUGGCUAUGGCGGCUGCGGAAAAUGUGGAGGAAAGGGCGGAUUCGGCGGUGGCGGUUACGGCGGCGGAGGAUUCGGACACGGCGGCGGAGGAUACGGCGGUGGUGGAUUCGGACACGGCGGUGGCGGUUAUGGCGGCGGAGGAUUCGGACACGGCGGUGGUGGCUACGGUGGCGGAGGAUUCGGACACGGCGGCGGAGGAUACGGCGGCGGUGGAUUCGGACACGGCGGUGGUGGCUACGGCGGCGGUGGAUUCGGACACGGCGGCGGAGGAUAUGGCGGAGGCGGAUACGGCGGUUAUGGCCGCUGA